Messenger RNA from Danaus plexippus (monarch butterfly), 1119 nucleotides. Its product is annotated as serine protease inhibitor dipetalogastin-like. NCBI's taxonomy places the organism in Eukaryota, Metazoa, Arthropoda, Insecta, Lepidoptera, Nymphalidae. The record is from RefSeq and is a predicted model, not a curated record. Bases 138 to 800 code for a protein of 220 amino acids. Gene Ontology annotation, molecular function: protein binding. The transcript is spliced from 2 exons.
UACACGUUAUUAAUAUAUAUAUAAAGGGAUUUAUCUUGGUCAGUCCAUCAUUCGCUACACGAUAGCCUUACAGUGAACACGUACAGUAAUAUUAUAUAAAACCUCCAGUGAUAAGCAUUAUUGAUAAAAAUAUAAACAUGAUUCAUCGAGGCUACAUGCUCUUCCUCGUGGGCACGUUCGCGUCAAUGACGUCAGCUCUGCCGCCGUGCGUGUGUCCGAAGAACAUGAAACCGGUAUGCGGUUCCGACGGCCAGACUUACAACAACGAAUGUCUGCUGAACUGCCAGAAGAUUGAUAACCCUGAUCUCGUCGUGGAUAAAGUCGGAAGCUGCGAGCAAAAAUCCGGUGGAUGUUUUUGUACAUUCGAAUAUUCGCCGAUCUGCGGUAGCGAUGGCGUGACCUAUGCGAAUCAAUGCGAAUUUGACUGCGAGGCGGGUGACGCAAAACUAAUGUACAGGGGAGAGUGCAGGGCGAAACGGGAAGCGCCGCUAGUAGUGCAGAUACCGGACUGUUCGUGUUCUAGAGAGGCCAAACCCGUCUGUGGAACUGAUGGACAUACAUACAACAACCCGUGUAUGCUGAACUGCGCCAAAGAUGUCUUAGAAGACCUCCACGUUUUCCACGAGGGACCCUGCAUGAUUGAGGGCAAAAAAUUUGAUCCCGAAGUCCGUAACUGCGGGUGCACCAGAAACCUUCAGCCAGUGUGUGCUUCUGACGGCGUCACAUACAAUAAUGAAUGCCUCAUGAGGUGCGCCGGCGAGGACCUUGUGGUACAGAAGGACGAACCCUGUGAUGAUUAAUCUCUUUAUAUAUAUAUGAAGAUUUUUAUGUUUGUUAACCUAUUUAUAAGAUUUUUCGAUUCCAUUAUGAGUUACGUGUUGUUGUCUUAUCGGGAAGGUCAAACAAUUAAAAUCUGUUAUUAUAGCUGACUCGAGUUUGACCUUUCAAUUUGAUUGUUGAAGUUUGAGAACUCUUUUAGCUUUUAAAAUGUGUUUCGAAAUUUAAAAUAAUACCGUCAGAGCCAUAGACUACUGUGAUUUGAUCAUUGAUUUAAUAAAAAAAAUAUGCUGUCCGUACUUACACUGCUUGUAAAAUUUAUUAAAUAUUAUAGCUUAAAAA